AUGGAGAGCACGGGAGGGCCGUAUCUGAACACGGCUGCUGUGACGUCCCCCGUGGGAAUAGCUCGUUUGCUGCAGAUGACAUUUGGAUGCACCACAUUCAGCCUGGUAGCCCAUCAGGGGGGAUUCAGCGCAGCAUAUGGCACUUUCUGCAUGUUUGUCUGGACCUUCUGUUUCGCCAUCACUGUCUUCAUCAUCACCUGCGAAUUCACGCACCUGCACAGCUGCCUGACCAUUUCCUGGGGAAACUUCACUGCUGCUUUUGCCAUGCUUGCCACACUCAUGUCCAUCACGGCUGCCGUGAUCUACCCGCUCUACUUUGUCCAACUUGGCUGUUACCCCAUCGGCUGUGAGGUGAGAGACUUUCGCAUCGCAGCCAGCAUCUUCGCAGGCCUCCUGUUCUUUGCAUACGCCACCGAGGUGUGUUUAACCAGGGCAAAACCAGGACAAGUCUCCAGCUACAUGGCCACUGUCUCCGGGCUCCUGAAAAUCGUACAGGCUUUCGUAGCCUGCAUCAUAUUUGGGGCGCUGGUGAACGACAGCCAGUACAGCAAAUACGUGGCAACACAGUGGUGCGUGGCUGUCUACAGCUUUUGCUUUGUGGUGACAGUAGUGGUGGUGGCCUUCAGUGUCACAGGUAAGACCGCCUUGAUGUGGUUCCCCUUCGAGCGCUCGGUGGUUGUCUACACCUUCGGGGCCGUGCUGCUGUACGUGAGCGCAGCGGUCAUCUGGCCGGUGUUCUGCUUCGACAGCAAGUACGGCUCUCCACGGCGCCCUGGUCUCUGUGCCAAGGGCAAGUGCCCCUGGGACAGCCAGCUGGUGAUCGCCAUCUUCACCUACGUCAACCUGCUGCUGUACGUUGUGGAUUUGGCAUACUCCCAGCGCAUCCGCUUCGUCUCCCACCUCUGAAACAGGGGUCUGCUGCUGCAAAACCCUCCCAGUGCCAUAAGCAACAGCAACUGGGGAUGCAGCAAGAGGUGGGAUGCGGGGAAGGGAGGCACUGAACAGGCAUGCACGCAAGAACCAUCAACUACACUUCAAGACUGCACCAGCAAAUUCACAACAUGCAGCAGGCGGGCUGCAGCCAACGCUGGAAAAAGCCCACCUCCCCCAUCACUCACAUCUGCCUCAGCCACCUGGUGCCAGCGCGAAGGAAUGCCGCUGCUCCAAGUAUGCAAGAUGGCCUUUCAUCUCCAGGCAGCAGAAACCCUUGUUGCAACAGCGGGUCCGCAGGCUACCAGAUUAGUGAGCCAAAUAUUAGGAAAGACACCAAGGAUUUUGAAACUCUUACCGACACUUAACCAUAAUCAAGUGACUACCCAGGAAGUGGGAACACUAAAAGCUGCAUCAAGGAACUCCAGUUCUGGUAGAUGAAAAACAAUCCCUCAGAGUUUGGGGUUGUGUGGUGAGACACAAAAUGUUUGCAAGUGUGGGAAAUUCCAGUUGGGAUGUUUCUGAGAAGAACACUGUAGCUAUAAUAGUAUUUUGAAGAGUACCAGUCCCUUUCUCUCCUCUCCUCUCCUCUCCUCUCCUCUCCUCUCCUCUCCUCUCCUCUCCUCUCCUCUCCUCUCCUCUCCUCUCCUCUCCUCUCCUCUCCUCUCCACUCCUCUCCUUUGCUGUUUAGCACAGAGAAAGAAUAUCCUCAAGCAGACACCUUGGGGGAAGCAUGUGAUAUUCCUGUUUAGCAAAUACUGAGUCCUUAUAGAAAUGAAAAUAUGCAAAAUUGGGACUCUCGUGUCCAGAAAUAGGGUGCAGAACAGAGCUGAACUGCAAAAUAGCCAUGCGUAAUUUGACAUCCUUGCUCAGCCAGGACCAGAAGGUACCUUAGCACGUGCUCUGUCUCAGUUCGUUUGCCACCAUAUCUUUAUACUGAUGUCAAAAAUUAUUUUGCUGGAAGCUUAAAGAUAAAUUCUGGGAGGAGGGGGAAGGGAUGCAGUGGUGAUUUGAUCUCACAGUGCUGCAGAAAAGGGCCAAACCUGGCGGGGAGGGACUCAGACGGGACAGGACAUGACAAAACCUGUGUACAAUGGUAACAAAUAAGGGAGCGCUGCUGCAGACCAGACUGGGCACUCAGAUUCCCGAGCUCUCCAUGUCGCCAGCGAGCUGCAUUUCUCUGACCCAUCCCUGACAAAACACUCACUUUGAAGUCCCACAUUGCAUAGCUCAGAUUUCAGGCUUAAUAGGAAGAAAUGUUAUGCAUUUCUGAUCCAGCAAGAAACCAAAGCAGUCUGAGUGCUUGUGCAGAAAGCACGCAGAUGAGACAAGUUUGCUUAAAAUCUGAAGUAGCUGCGUGUCAGAGGUAAGAUAUAUUUUUUAAUCAAAUUAAAAUAAAGAUGAAUGGCAGACUUACAUACCACAUCUCUGGAGAUUUGUUUACUUUCAUCUUGCUCUCCCCACAGCCUUCAUUUCACCAGACACAGCCUUUCUGCUUUCUGCCGGAAAGCACAGCUCAAUUUAUUUUGAUGAAUGAAGGCUGAAUGCAGCCCCAAAAAAAGUAUAUAGACAAGACGGUCAAGACCUUUGAGUGACAUUCUUUAUAGCAGAGUCACAUAGGGAAAAGGAAGGAAACUUACUUUUCAUUAGUGCUUUGUAUGGGGUUUGAAAAGCAAAGGAAAAAAUGGUUGCAACAGACUGCGUUGGAUAAUUCUCCUACAGACUAAGAACCAGCCUUCAGCCGAGGGAAUUCUUAACCCAUGAAACAGGUCAAGAAUCAGUAUCCAUCAUACAGGAUACAUACACUAAAGAGCCUUCCAAAGGGCUUUUCUCUUCCCCAUUAAGGGCAGGAAGUCUGGAGGAUAAUGGUCCAACAAGAGGCUGCCUGGCUUGCUCUAGGGCAAGACCCAAGACUAUCUAGUACAGACAUAAACCAGGAUAUUAGAGAGCUCCAUUUCUUGCCACCUAAAUAAACAAAAGGGUUGUACAAAUAAGAAACGCUAAUUUUGGAAAAAAAAUCCAUUUGUAUUGGAGGACACAGGGUACAAAGACAGCCACAGCACACAAAAGGAACCUUGAGUAUUCCUUCUAAACCCACUAACCUGGACAAAUGAAGCUGUGCCACACUUGUAAAUUACUUAAGUUUUGGUAUAACAAAGCACUAAAAAUCAAAUUAGUGACUGUGCACCAUCAUGGCUUCUGUCAUAAACUCAAACCUGCAAAGUCAGGAAUACUGCUUUAGAAAAGCAUCUUCCUUCAGGCUCCGACGUGGCUCCAAGGGGCUGGUGGAGACCAGAGAGAAGGACAGCAGCAGCAGGUGCCCUGUGGGCAGGGGCUGCUUGUCCCUGGACAUGCCACCACCACAAGUCUUUCGGGCAGUAAAGCCUGUUGGAAAGCUCCUCAGCUGGUUAACGCUUCUUCCAACUAUGCACUUGCUUGCAUUUUGUGAAGGUUUUGCACCAAGUAUGAGCAAUUAGCAGGAAUGCAAUAACAUCUGCUAACAACACAAGUUGAUGCAACAUAUACAGUCCCAGGGACAUAAAGAAAGGCCCAAAAAGUAACUGGGAAACAACAGGGGUAAAAUUCACAAUAAGGAGGAACUAGAAUUUAGCAUCGAAAUCCUGAUACCACUGGAGGAGCGGAAAGACAAGUCUUUGCCAAGAACAGUGU
Molecule: messenger RNA, 3600 nt
Organism: Cuculus canorus (common cuckoo)
Lineage: Eukaryota; Metazoa; Chordata; Aves; Cuculiformes; Cuculidae
Gene: MYADML2
Product: myeloid associated differentiation marker like 2
Exons: 1
Coding region: 1-906 (301 amino acids)
Cellular component (GO): membrane
Source: RefSeq, a predicted model, not a curated record